AUGUCCUUUGAAGAAAUCAAAGACAUGGGGAUGGAUGGCGAGCGGGGGUUAGUGGCCGGUCGCAGUCAAAGAGAGAAGAGAAGGUCCUACAAAGAUCUGCUGAGGGAAGAGGAGGAGAUGGCAGCUGAGGUCCGCAAGUCGUCCAAGAAACGUCCAAAGGAUGCAGAGCUGUUCAUGAUGGGGACGGACUCGCACAAGAAGAAGAAAAAGCACAGUGACGACUAUUAUUACAGAGAUUACGACGGCUCUGGCCCUCCGCCACACAAAAAGAAGCACAAGUCUGUGGACCGCUCUCCCACACUUUCCCCCUCCCCAGCAGACACAGCCAUGGGUCUGCUCCAGGCCAUCACCUCCCCCCUGGCCACAGGCUCAGACCCUCAUCCACACCUCCACAAGAAGCCCUCCUAUCCCCCCUUCUCCUCCCACUCCUCCAAGGAGCGCAAACGUGAGGGCAGUAGUGGGAGCAAGAGCAGCCACUCUUUCCCUCACUCUCGGCCGUCUUCCUCCUCCUCAAAGAAGCACUCCUCCUCUUCCUCAAAGUCGUCUCUCUUCCACGGCGGACUUCCCAAAGAAGAGCCGCUCACGCUACGGGAAGCGGACGGGCUCAAGAUGAAGCUAAUCAUGUCGCCGGAGAAGGAGGAGAGCGAGGGCUACUUGUACACGCCGCACUCCAAAGGAAGCAUCAAGAAGGAGAAGGACAAAGAGCGGAUUCAGAUCGGGAAAUCGUCCAAAAAGAAAACACAGCAGAGUCGGGAGCCUCUGCUGGUGGUGGGCAAAGAAGUGGAGGUCGAAGGCCACUUUGGGGGAGGCCUGGGGGACGACAGCUCUUCAUCUGGAGGCGAGCUGGAGGCGGGAGAACUGGUGAUCGACGACUCCUACAACACCCACAUGUCCAAGAAGAAGAAGAAGAGUAAGAAAAGCAAGAAGAAGAAGGACAAAGAGAAGGACCGCGCUCGGGAGAAGAGUGGGAAGGACAAGAAGCACAGCAAAGGGUUUGGAGACGCAUCGAGACACAGCCACUCCCACCCCACGGUCAGCCACAGCUCUGUCGGACCCAUGUACGCCAUGAGUACACCCCACCCUCCGCUGCACCACCCGGGCCCAGACAUCGUACCGGAGAAGAAGAAGAAGAAGAAGGAAGAGAAAGAUCGAGACAAACAUGGCAACGACAAAGAGAAGCCUAAGAAAAAGACCACAACUACUGCUUAUCAAGUAUUUUGCAAAGAAUACAGAGUGAACAUCAACGCAGAACAGCCGGGAUUAGAUUUUGGUGAGCUGAGCAAACGGCUGGCAGAAGUGUGGAAAUCUCUGCCAGAGAAAGACAAACUUGUGUGGAGGCAGAAAGCUCAGCACCUACAGCACAAACAGAACAAAGCUGAGGCCACAACAAUCAAACACAAAGGCUCGGCUGACGGCAAAGGCAAAGGUCGCCUCAUGAAAGGCGGUGGGGGCUCCGUGGGAGUGACAUCCCCCCACAAAGGCCAUAGCGUGUCCCUGUCUCCAGCUCGAGUCCCAGAGGUAGACCCCAUCGAUGCGGCGGCCCACCUGCAGCUGCUGGGGGAGUCCUUGUCACUGAUCGGACACAGGCUGCAGGAGACUGAGGGGAUGGUGGCAGUGUCAGGGAGUCUGUCUGUGCUCUUGGACUCCAUCCUGUGCGCACUGGGCCCGCUGACGUGUCUCACUGCACAGAUCCCACAGUUAAACGGCUGUCCGCGGAAAGUUCUGUCAAAUACAUUGGACAACAUUGCCUACAUCAUGCCCGGGCUCUGA
This is a messenger RNA of Knipowitschia caucasica, 1770 nucleotides long. Lineage: Eukaryota; Metazoa; Chordata; Actinopteri; Gobiiformes; Gobiidae. The record is from the annotation of a GenBank genome assembly.